CGCGGAGCCAGGCAGACCGGCCAGGCUGCGAGCCUCCCCGUCGAUUCGCACCCCCCCCCCCUCGACCAGCUGCUGCUGGUGCCAUGCUGGGCCCGCUUGUGACCUCGAGGCGGUGACACAAAUCCGCGAGUGCUAUUGCUGUUUGCUGUUGCACCUGCGGCCCGUGGUGUCUUGAGAAGCCAGCAGUGGAGUUGCAAGCUCCCGUCGUGGUAACGUGGACUUUCCUCACCCACGGCCAGUGAGGCGCGCAAUGGAAAUGCGACGGCAUUAGACCCGGGCGCGACCACACGUUGAGCUGAGCGAGCUGACCGCCGGCGUGCGGGGGACACCAUGCCCACGGCCAUCCUCCUCGACUGCUCGCUCUCCAUGGCCUGCCCGGUGCCCGGGGUGGCGGAGGGAGCCGAGGAGCCGACACGGAGGCAGCUGGCCACCGCCGCCCUGUCGGCCCUCUUCCAGCACGUGCAGGCUCUCUACCGCCUCGAGUUCACGGCCCUGCUCGCCUUCUCGUCACGCUGGCAGCUGGUGGUGCCCUUCACGCGCGACUACAACGCCCUGCAGGAGGGCCUGGCGAGCCUGGAGGAGCGUGACAAGACGUGCCUCGAGGAGGCCUUGGCAGGACUGAGCCGCGUCGUGUUGGAGGAGUGGGGAGUCGGGACCCCCUGCCAGGUGAUCGUGGUGACGGACGGGUGCCUGGGCGUGGGCCGCGGGACCCUGCGUCACUCUCUCGCCACGCUGGGUGCCCGCACGGACGAAGAAGGCCGCUUUCCUCUGCCCUUCCCGUUCCCCGCGCGUCUCUACGUCAUGUGCCUGGCCACCGUCGAUGAGCUACAGAGCAUCGGAGCCCUGGAGAGGCUGGAGAAGCUCAUAGAGCUGAACAACGGCAGCGGGCAGAUCGUAGCGGUGGAGGGGCAGCUGCUGCUCAAGAACGUCCACAACAUGGUCAGCAAGUUCACGGAGCAGGUGUACACGCCUUUCCCGGCCACGCUGCGCUGUGGACACCUGGCGUCGGACGUGACCCUCUUCCCGCGGCCUGAGCCCGUCACCCCGGAGCACGAGUUCGAUCCUCACCCCAAGUGCAUCUCCUCUGCCUUGGAGAUUGUGGGGUUCCUGGAGCUGGCCGACGUGUCCAGUCCCCCCGUGCUCUCCCGUCACCUCGUGCUGCCCAUCGCUCCGGCCAAAGAGAGCGAGGAAGGUGUUGGCGGCACCCCGGAGGAGCCCGAGGAGGAGAGCUCCGCGGUGACCAGCGCAGGCAAGUUGCCGUCGUUCUGCGUGCUUCUGCACGGCAGCCUCAAGGUGGAGGGCAUGGUGGCUCUUGUGCAGCUCGGGACGGAGUGGUACGGGAUGCUGUACUCGCAAGCGGACAGCAAGAAGAAGUCCAACCUCAUGAUGUCGGUGUUCGAGCCGGGCUGCGACCCCUUGCCCUGGCUCCAAGCCAUCCCGCUGCUGGGCCCCGUCACAGAUUACAAGGAGAACCCGUACGGUGCGGACGACUCGAGAAGCCCCUUCCCUCUGCCGCCGCAAUGCAAGCGGAGCUACGCGCAGAACCUGCCGGUGUGGAUCAAGCCCAGCGGCCUGCAGGCUGACAUUCAGAAGAUCUUGAGAAAUGCAAGAAAGUUGCCUGAGAAGACGCAGACAUUUUACAAGGAGCUGAACCGGCUGCGGCGCGCGGCGCUGGCGUUCGGCUUCUGGGAACUGCUGCGCGGCGUGGCCGACGUGCUGGAGCGCGAGUGCACGCUGCUGCCCAGCUCGGCGCACCCCGACGCCGCGUUCCAGCUGGCGCACGCCGCGCAGCAGAUGCGGCUGGCAGCGCGGCCCGACCUGCACCGCGCCACGGCGUACGACUGCUGCGUGGCGCCGUUGCCCACCAACUUCUCCUGCGCCGGGGUCGAGUGACCGCACGCUCCCGCGGGCGGGGCGGGCGGGCACAGCGGGCGGGCGGGCGAGCGGACGGGUAGCCGGUGACUGUCGAGUGAACUCGUCCGGCCGCGGUGAUUUUUCUACGCGACGUGUUCGGGAUGCGCCCGCGCGGUUCGUUGCGGCACGAUGCCCGACGUUUUUCGCCACAUGCUGUGGGAGCUUCUACAGGAAGAAUUAGUUCGAUCCCUGAAGUGCCCAGCACUUGGAAUGAAAUAUCAGACAUGGUGGCGAACUGGCGCGCGCAGUACAGCCCAGAAACGCGUAUCGGAGAGUUAUACGGCACGACGCUGAAAAACCGACACAGUAAACGACGCUUCGCUUCGGUAACAGCAAAGUGCCCUUUCCUCCUUGAGAAGGGACGUAGCGGGUGCACUUGAUGGAAAUAUGUAAACCCAGAUCGGAUGCAUAUGUGUACCCUGUGCAACUGCCAGCACUCGUGUUGCUGAUUUCAGUUACGCACGUGUCAGCAGGAAGACGAGUAUCAAUAAAAAGUACGUGAUCCGUGCGUUCUGACACGUUCGAAACGUGAACGUGUCCUGAUUAGCCGUGUAAUGCAAAUGGGGAUAACUGAUCACAGUUUCGUUUGUUUGCUUUAUAUGCUGUGUUCGUGCUUUCUGAGUGUUCCUAUGGAAUGCACCAGGGGUGAUUGUGGCACUUCAAUAAAAAUGUGGGAAGUCACGCAGUGUGACUGCAUGAAAAGUUGUCUAUAAAUGAAAGACGGAGAGAAAAGUGCCAGUUUUGAUGACUUGCGCAAAGCAAUUGCAUGGGCUUUUGCAGUUAGGGCUGAGGAUGGAAAAAUUAUCCCUUCCCUUUCAAGUUUCCCUUUGAGCUCUGACCAGAGGCUUAAACGAUGCCUUUAAGUUGUCUAUUUCACUUCAGGGUAAUAUUCUUGCCUGAUAAAAGUGAUGGGCAUGGGACCAUACAGAAGUCUAUUAGGGCCUUUUACAAAGACUCCAAGUGGCCGUAAGGCAAAAAGAUAUAUCCGUUUGAAGAACAUUGUCUUAAAAAUAUACAUGUGCAAUUCUUCUCAUUGUGUUUAUGUAACGUGCCAAUUCGGUGUCUUUUUGUGCUAAUGUUGUAAAUUUAUUUACGAACUGUGACAAAAAAUAUGCUAUAAAAGGGCAGUUGGCAAGGUUUCCUCUGAUGAUUGAUUGCUAAAGGUUAUACAAGUAACGUAAUCUCACGUUUGCCGUUUUCGAGAUGACGUUAUGUUCUAAUUUUUACGAUUAUAUUUUCUCCAGCCACACAUUAUUUAGUUGACCUCAGAAACCGCAGGAAUGUGUGCAUGUUUAGCAGCUUGACCUAUGACCUUUGGCUGCUUGCUGCUGUCACGACAAAUGCAUACGCCACAAUUACACGAUCAUUCCCCCUUUGUUUUUGAAAUUUUCAUUUUUUAUUUUCAGCCAGGGCCGUCUGAGCUUCGAAAAAUAUUCCACCCCCUGCCAACUCCUGACAAAGGGGGCGGGAGGCAGGGGUGGUGAGAUCCAGGCUAUUGAGAGCUUUGGUAUCCUGGAAAAUAUUCCCCGAGGAAAUAAUCCCUUUUUAGUAACCUUGCAAACCGACACUUUAACUGCCCUCAAAUAUUCUUUAACAGCAACGCUUAAAACGAGGUUGCUUUGCAUCGGCGAGCUGUUCAUACGCUGCUGGCACCGUAGUUUGUGAACAUCACUCCAGCGGCACCACUCAAGACGAACGCUGCUGCCUGCUGCCCGCCUGAUCCCUUUUCUCAAUUAUGCGCAUCCUUCAUGCCGCAUUCGUUAGCACGUAUCAGUGCUCAAUUAUUCACGACACGCUGGCAACUCUUCCGGCUCACGGUGACAUUUAGUGCAAUUGGUAGUGACGGUACAUGGGUGUUGUGUUUUGUCAUCAACUUAUAGUGAAAUAGCCACCCUGCUGCCAAGCCUGAUAACCAUUGUUGUGAAAAUAUAUAAACGGAUGUGUUUUAAGUAUAUAAUCGUGUCGUGCUUGUGACUGCCGUGCGCCGAUGUCGAUUGUCGCUAUUUAUACAACGCGGGCCCCUUGCUGGAGGAGCACUCCAAGCCUCUCGUUGUUGCCUUCUUGCAAGUGCGGUUUAAACACGGCCCAAGCAACACCAUCCCGGCACUGCAAAUCAGCCGCCACGGUGACCUGAAGCCAAGCAUGGACAUGGCACCUCUGACCCCUGAGCACAUUAUACUAGUUGGUGACUACAUUUUUCAGUUUUAUACAAAUUUCCAACAUUUUUAAAAGUGGAGACCAACAUUUUAAUGGCAGUACAUUUUUACCAAAUUCCAAUUUGCAACUGAAUGUGCCGGUUGCGUUUGUGAAGUUGUUAAUACUACAUUGAAUAUUAUCGGAAUUUUUUUUUCCUGGGUCGUGUUCUUGGGACAAUCGCAACAAACUAGAAAUGUGGAUAAUGCGCCAUAAACUACCGCCCAUUAAACAAGAGCGUGAACUUAAUGUCACUUUUUCGUGCUGCUUUUACAAAAAAAAAGGAUUGCCUAUCAGCAUUGUUCAUGUUGUGAAGGAUAACGGGCCUGUUGUUGUGGAAAACAGUUUACUUGUUGAUGUGCUUGCUUUAAGUACGAUGUAUCCGUUUACUUAAUACACGUUA
This is a messenger RNA of Lethenteron reissneri (Far Eastern brook lamprey), 4510 nucleotides long. RefSeq names its product integrator complex subunit 14-like. Gene Ontology annotation, biological process: snRNA 3'-end processing. Lineage: Eukaryota; Metazoa; Chordata; Hyperoartia; Petromyzontiformes; Petromyzontidae. The record is from RefSeq and is a predicted model, not a curated record. Gene Ontology annotation, cellular component: integrator complex.